UUCUAUUCGCUCACCGCUCUCUCAUCCUCUGUGCAGCCCGUGUCUCUGCCUACUCCUGUGCGUAAGAGCGCGCCGUGGACAUGUAAAGUGAUGCGCUCUUGAAAAACGCGAAACCCGCGCCUGCGGAAAUCUUUCUGGGAAAAAAAAAGACGCGCGACAAAGAGCAGCGUCGAGGAGCAGUUCCGUUUCUGUUUCAUCUGUUUCUACUGCUCCAUUUUUUUCUAGAUGAUGAAAAACAUUAUUAAAGAUGCUCAUCAGCGCGGAUGACGGUGCCCUGCUAUUUGGAUGUACGUGUUGGGACUUUUCAGCGUAUCAUGACCUUGCGCCCUUUUUCCUCUCUCCAAGUCUUUUCGUUUGCGCGUGAAGUUGCACGGAGGACGAAGCACAAUGCGAGGGAAAUACUUUCUCCUCUGCUUCUUGUUGCUCCAACUUAUGGCUCUCGUGUGCAAGGCUGACGGCGAGCCGGGACUGCUCGGCGGAUUCGUCAUGAUCGCCACCUCCAACGGCUCCAGAGAGGAGGAGAGCGCGUCGGAGGAGACCCCGCACACGGAGGACAAAUGUCGCGGCUACUACGACGUAAUGGGCCAGUGGGACCCGCCGUUCAUCUGCAAAACCGGCAGUUAUUUGUACUGCUGCGGCACCUGUGGCUUCCGCUUCUGCUGCGGCUACAAGGACUCGCGUCUGGACCAGAGCACCUGUAAAAAUUACGACACCCCCGUUUGGAUGAAGACCGGACAGACGCCCUACAACAAAAUGAACAAGAUGCACGACAGCACCAAAGACAAGACGAACUUAAUUGUUUACAUCAUAUGUGGAGUAGUGGCCAUUAUGGCUCUCGUGGGGAUUUUCACUAAGCUGGGGCUGGAAAAGGCGCACCGGCCCCAGAGGGAGAACAUGUCCAGGGCCGUCGCCAGCGUGCUGCAGGGCGGCUGUCCAGGGGAGCAGUAUCGCGGUGAAGAGGCCCUGGGGAUGCACUCGCAGCACUUUGUUUCCAGGGCUACAAACCUCCAGGGAGGCGCCAUCAACAACAACGUGGGGCCGGUCACAAACAUGGGCCAGCAGCAUCCCUACCCUGCCCUCAGCCAGCUGGCUCACAUCUAUGAGCAGCAGCAGCAUCAGCAGCAACAACAUCACCAUCAGCAGCAGCAGCAGCAGCAGCAGCAGCAGCAGCAGCAGCUGCAACAGCUACAGCAACAGAACAAGGAUCUCAACAAAUACGCCUCCCUGAAGGCUGUGGCUUCCAAGUACAACGGUGAACUCUACAACAAGCGUCGACUGAUGGUGGAGCUGCCGACAAAAGGCGGCCUUCCUCUCCAGCCGAUGGGCAACUCGAGACCCUCCAUGGGAAACAUGUCGUCGGUCGCUUCGGCGAUGACUGCCAACGCCAUGGCUUCAAACCCCAUGACCUCCAACACCAUGAACCAGAUGACCUCACUGAACGCGAUGACAUCCAUGACACCCAUGACGUCACUGACACCCAUGACGUCACUGACACACAUGACGUCAAUGACACCUAUGACUUCAAUGACUCCUAUGACUUCCCUCAAUCCAAUGACCUCCAUGACCCCAAUGACCUCCAUGACCCCAAUGACCUCCAUGACUCCAAUGACGUCCCUGGGCCCGCUGACACCAGAACCAGUGGCCACCUAUGUCACAGAGAUGCCCAGCAUCUCCUCCAUCUCAACUCUCCCGACAGAACGGCACAUUUCAGUUGGAGGAGGAGGGUCACUCAAGCCGAACGGCCAGAAACCCAAAGUGAGCCACGGCCUUACUCUCCACAGCUCCCACAGCUCUCACAGCUCCUACACCCACGCUCACAGUCACAGUAGCAAGCCACCAGGACUCGGGGCCACCUCCCUGGCUCACAUGGUGGGGACCAUGCCCGGCGGCACCUCCCUGGGCAUCUCCAGGGCUGCCGAGGCUGCCAUGAGCUCCCGCUCAGCUACCAUGGGCCGCCCGUUAGCCUACAGCUCCAACACGAUUGCGACUGAGACAGUGAGCCGGAGGAAGGCCUACGGGCCCAAGAGGCCUCAGUGUACCGUGCUGGAGCCCAACCAGCUCCACGGCACCAGGGUCCACAGUCACAGCCAGCACUUCCUCCCAACACAGCCCUACUUUGUGACCAACAGCAAAACAGAGGUGACUGUGUGAACGAGGAGAACGGGAAGGAACGGAGGGGGCAAAGGAUUGCAUGUGGAGUGGGGGCACAAGUAAUCUGUGAGCGGAGACACCAACUACAGCAGUGGUUCAAGGUGCAGACCUGCGUGUGACUGUGGAGGCUCGUUGCUAUAUUGUGAGUAUUGUGUUGGGACAGUGACAGUGUCUGAGUGGCCCUCGUUGAACAAUCAGAGAGUCCACCAAUCAAAUCACUUAAUGGACUUAUAUUGCCAAGAGGAUGAUGUGGUUUGAGCACUUGUGGUGAUAUUAGCGUUGCCUCACAUCUAAUAUCUGGUCUUAAUGAUGAUAAUAACUGAGCAACUACGCAGGCGACAGGGUGGUAAUAAAACAGACCAAACCUCAGAAGCAAUAUAAAGGAUCAGGAGUGGAGCACUGAAGCAUGCUGGGAGCACAUACUGUAAGUACAGGAAGCGUGUCCGCACACGGGGAGUUCGCUGCUCACUUGGACGUUUUCCCCCGUGAACCCACUGAGGGCUUUGAAAGCGGCAGACGGGGGCUCCGGACCGCCGUCACGGACGGACUUUGCGGCGGCGCUCCUCGGAAGCGCCCCCAGAGGCUCCGAGGGGGUGGAGGGCGUCGGCGCCGGCGGCGUCCCGCCCCGAUCCCGUCGGCGUGGCGACGGCGGGGCCCGGAGGCGGGACGAGAAGGCGCCUGAGUGAUGCUGCGGCAGGAACACGCUCCUCCGAGCACCAACGUAAUACAGAAACAUUCCCAAAUAUGCACAUGCAGACGCACACACACAAACAUAUAUCGCAAACCUAGCAUAUAUUGGCACAUGUUUAUUUAAAGGAUGACACAAUAAUUAAUAUCGACUGGUACUUAUGUUUAUCUUACAUUUUAAUUCAGAUUUUAAAGGGCACCUAAAAUAACAAAAUCUAAAUUAUGGACAGUUUUUCUUUUAUGCACACGGCUGCUUCCAUCUAUUAACACGCAGCAACUAAAAAGGCCGUGCUUGUUGUGGACUGUAGGACUUAUUCAAGAAAGUGUGUUUUAAUGUAUUAUUAGUUCAGCAGCAGGUAAAAUGCGGGUCAGUUGAGCAACUACGUGGCUGAAAUCACCCGCGUUGAAUGUGAGCGCCGGCUUCUCCGGGUUCGAGUCACGCGGGUGUUGAGAACCUGCUGUGAGUCGUGAAGAAACCGGGGACACAAACACAAUGGAACACGCUGCCGCACAAAACCAGGCUUGAUUAGAUCACUCCAUGUUCUCAUGCUCCAGCUUUAAAAAGCAUCACUAUCAGUGGGAAAGAGGAGACACUAUCUGGGUCACAUGACUCAAACCUGAAACUAAAUGCUGAAGUCUGACAAAUAGGCCAAAUUUUCUGAGAGCUUCUCAGCGUGUCGGCUCCUUUUGUGCUGGUGUGAUGCUUUUUAGCAGCUGCAGCCACUGUGAUGAUGCUGACCCUUUUAUCUCAAAUUCUGGCUCCUUGUCUUUAAGACCCUCCUUACAUUUGCAAUCAGAGAGUAAGGAACGCACCCAAAGACCCGGCGGGAACAGCCUGUUUUCGGCCGGCGCGAAGCCGUGGUCGUCGGAAUCACACCAACAAAGGAACACUGUCUGUGGACAGAGAACAAGCAUAAAAAAAAACAAAAACGUGUUAAUUCUCCAUUUGAAAUCAUGUAAAUAUAAGAGAGCGGAAUGAAAGAACAAGAUAUUGGAUUAUUGGGACACGUUCCGCUGCUGCCGCCACCAGCAGUGCUGUAGUCGCUGAAGAUAAACAGACCUCCACUCCAUCUGAGGUGCGAAAAGGAGGAUUAAUCCGAUUUGGAAAGUAAAUAAAUAGAACAUAUGAAGCAACUAAGCCAGUUAAGGGAGGGGUGAGUCUGGGGACGCUCUAUUUAUAGCUCGCGCUGUGGAAGCCCCGCGUCUUCAGGGUCACGUCACUGGAAACCCUGAAACUAAACUGAUUGCGGUGGAACGGGAUUAAAGAAGUCAUCAAAGCUCAGAAAUGUUUCGCACACGCACCUACAGACUCGCACGCACGCGCACACACACACACACACACACACACACACACACACACACACACACACACACACGCGCGCGCGCUCCUCCCGCUCCCACCACGUUGAGCAGCAGGCGUCGUCAAAACAGAGAGACACAGAGUCAGUACUCGUACUGUUACUGCGCCAGUUCUACACGAAAGACUGUGAAACUCCAGACCUUGGCCCUUUGUAGCGAAAAACGACAUUAUGCUAUUUUAUAUAUAUAAAUAGACAUAGCCUUUCUCUUUGAAUCUCUAUCUUUUUGUCCUUUCUGCUUAUACCGUACUUUUGAACUGUUCCUCUUUGCUCCCUCCACGUCUGAAGGAAAAUCAUUCGGAUCUGUGAAAUCGAAAGUGUGUGUGUGUGUGUGUGUGUGUGUGUGUGUGUGUGUGUGUGUGUGUGUGUGUGUGUGUGUGUGUGCGUGCGUGCGUGCGUGCGUGCGUGCGUGUGCGUGUGGCAGUGGAGUACAAUCACGUGAAUAAUGAUUCACCCCCACUUUAAAGGCAUGACUUCGUUAUAGCAGGAAACACACGGCGAGUGAUCGAUCAUACCUUUACGUGUCCUCUUGAACACUUUCACUCUUGGAACGUGGGCGCGUGCGCUACAGUAUGUGUGCGCGAAGCCGACGUUAGCAUAUGAUCAUCGUCUCGGAAAAAGUCAAAACUCCACCAAGCAAACCAAACAAAGCAAAUCAUAUAUAAAUUGAGUUUGCAAUCCCAUAAACCAGUUUGCCUUCGGUGAUAAUCCUCCGCACAUUUUCUUGUUUUUUCCUCCCGUCCUUGUAUUUAUUCCUUCCUUCCCAUGACAGCUGGUGGUUUUGUUUUGUGGCACAGUUGAGAAGCGGGUCAAUGUUUGUUUAGGAUGUGCGUUAUCAGACCCAAUUGGCUUAAUCCAGCAAGGCGGAAAUGCCUCCUCGCCGCAGCCGUACUGCUGCAUCCUUAAAGCCCAUUCAGCUCUGCAGAGGCAGUCGCUGGAACAAUCGGUGAGCAGGCGGAGACAGUUGGCCAACGACAAAACCCUCAUCCGUCACCGCAGCAGACGAGACAAACCUGCGAGGAAGCGGGGAGUCGGCGGCGCCGGCCGGGUUGCAGUUGAUAGGGUCCACAGAUCAGUGAGUUCGGGAGGCAGUAAUGGUGAAAAAACGAGACAUGAAUGGGAAAUGAUUCAUUAUCAUUACAGGAGCCUCUCGUCUUCAGUUAAAGGGUGCGGGAUGAUCAAUUAAAAGCCACAGAACAUGAUGAGAUCCACAUUUGAGCUUAAAAAGUAAUAAAUCAUUUCAAUAAAUCAUAAAUCACCAGGCAACGAAGGAAGCUGCCAAUCAGUCAGUAAAUCCUGUCACAAACUGAUUCUUAAGCUGUCACAACUAGAAGCUGGCACAUAGACAGAGACAGACAAGCACUCAGUCACUCGCUGCUUUAGUUUAUUCAGUCUCCAGUUACCCUGCAGGUACGGAUACUGGAACCCAGUGGCUUUAUUACAUUGUACCAGUCAACAAUCACUAAUCUGCUCCUCCCAGCAUUUCAACCUGGGUGUCAGCUGUAGUUUUAUGCCUGCAUCACCUGAGCCACAGUAACGCCACAUUACUCAAAUCCCAUCAUUACCACCGUUGUGCUCUCAUUCUCAAAACCCAAAUAUCUGAAUAAUUGUUCGAGCUAAAUAUUGAAUUGGGGAAUUAGCUCUCCCGCUCGCGUUGUGGCAGAGGCUGCUGAGGUGUCAGAUUAACGGCGGCGCCGACACAAAGGCAAGCACAGAUUCGGAUUUUAACGAAAUGUCACAAAGCGAGACGGAGGAGGAAAACACCUUUCCGACGGGCGCGCCCACUCGCACGCAAAACACACAGGUAGCAAUAACAAAACGGAGUAUUACAGACGCUCAGACUCCCAGCAGCCCACACACGCAGGCUUUAAACAGAACACGGCAGGUGACGGGGAGGAGGGUUCCACGGCCUUCCUCCUCUGGAGACCCCCUGCUGCACCAAUGCACAUCUGGCAGAACAGAGAAUUUCCCAAGAGGAGGAGGGGGGGCAGGUUUUAUAUGUCUCUCCGUCCACUUGUCAACGCCUCAUAUGGAGGAUCUGAGUUAUUGAUUUAGCUAAAUGUUGGCGUUCCUCUGUAAGUGGGUGUUUGAGGCCUGUGAAUCUGAUGACUGCCGGCUUCCACACAGUCACGCGCCCGACAAAAGCCACUGUCCUCGCGCGUUCGCGUUCGCGUUGCUACGCUACUUUCAUUCACCGCCGGAUCGUUAUCCAUGCGCGCCGGGACACACAGUACAGUACGAUUGUCCGAUUUUGGGGUAUUUGUGAACAUCCCAUAAAGGAACCACUUGUUCCUUUCAGCGCCGUAUACUUUUUCAUUAAAGGACAGUAGGAGCGGUUCGAUCCUGCUCAGACAGCGGAAUCUGUACAGUACAUCAGAACGACAUCAAAGGGCUCAAACACAAGCUGAAUUUUUACCUGACGUUCGCCUGCCGUUUCCUUUUCUAUCACCACCGCCCACAGCAUCUAUAUGAGAAAAAAAAAGAUAUACAGUAUAUAGCUAUUUUAUCAAAAGGGUUCUUGUCAGCCAUGUUUACAGCAUUGUACAUCAUUCGUCCUUCUCCACCAACCCCGAAGCUUUCUACUUAUGCACACGGGGACAGAGGACCUGCAGCGUCUGCGACCGCUGGCGCUCGACAUCUGUUCUAAAAAGGUUUCGCCGUGAUGGUGUGCUUCAUGUGAUCAUAAACGUGUACUAAACACAUGGUUGCCAGAAGGACAUGAGCCGCGGAGGAUGUGGAAAACACUCCAGUUAUUGACCUCUGGUGUGGUUCAGAGCCAAGGGAUUUUCCAUUACCUUUGAUGAAUCAAUAAGCUAUUUGUGAUAUGACUAAUAUCCAUUAGCGAGUUUAUCCUUUUAUAGACCGAGUCAUUGAUUAACUCAUUUUGGUGUUAAUCAUGCAUUACAUGCAAAGUUAUACGAGAAACAGUUUUCUAUUUUUGAUGUCCAGACCGUUUGUGGUAUAAACAGUAUGCAUAUGUGUAUAAGGAUACAUAUGGCCCCCGA
This is a messenger RNA of Betta splendens (Siamese fighting fish), 7201 nucleotides long. It is a transcript of the gene shisa9a, whose product is annotated as shisa family member 9a. The record is from RefSeq and is a predicted model, not a curated record. The coding region runs from base 388 to 2151 and encodes 587 amino acids. NCBI's taxonomy places the organism in Eukaryota, Metazoa, Chordata, Actinopteri, Anabantiformes, Osphronemidae. Gene Ontology annotation, biological process: regulation of AMPA receptor activity; regulation of short-term neuronal synaptic plasticity. The transcript has 4 exons. Gene Ontology annotation, cellular component: postsynaptic density; dendritic spine membrane; postsynaptic membrane.